AUGAACAGAAUAAUUUUAAACCAUUACCGGUGUUUAAAAAGAUCAAGUAUUCUAUGGGAGAACAAACAGUUUCAAAAUAUACCUUACAUUACUCUUUCAAGGUCACUGUCAUAUUACACAACUCAUCCACUCAGAUUGCAGCAUGAUGUUACACAGAAACCUCUCAACUCACAAAUUCACUUUGACUAUCCACCUUGUGGUAGAUUCAUAUCCACAACAAAUUGCUGCUAUGAAAAAGAACCCUUAAAGCCCUCCUCAAAAGUUGAAGCUACAGUGGUCAAUCUUAAGAAAGAAAUUGAAGAAAAAGAGAAAUUGCCUAAGAAGGAAGUAGUCAAGAAAAGUAUAAAGGAGCGCAUCAAGGAUGAAUUAAAGCAUUACUACCAUGGUUUCAGGCUUUUGUUCAUAGAAAUAAGAAUAUCUACAUCAUUGCUAUUUCGAAUAUUAAAAGGUCAUUCCCUCACAAGACGUGAGCACAGAUUGUUAGUUACAACAAUUGGAGACCUGUUUAGAAUGGUACCUUUUAUUGUGUUCAUAGCUGUCCCAUUCUUAGAGUUUGCACUGCCUGUAUUUAUAAAAUUGUUUCCCAAUAUGCUGCCAUCCACGUUUGAAAGCAGUAGUCAAAAAGAGGCAAAGCUUAAGAAGCAUUUAAAGGUUAAGCUGGAAAUGGCAAAAUUUUUUCAAGAGACCUUAGAUCAAAUGGCACCGCAAGCUAGCAAUAGACAUUCUGAACUAGCCAAAGAAUUUUCAAAUUUCUUCAGCAGGAUCCGUACAUCGGGUGAUGUUGCAACCAGUGAGGAGAUCAUGAAAUUUUCUAAAUUGUUUGAAGACGAAAUUACAUUAGACUCUCUACAAAGGCCUCAUUUGGUUGCUUUAUGUAAGGUUUUAGAUGUUUCAACUAUAGGCACAAGUGCUAUGCUACGAUUCAAUUUGAAAAUGAAAUUACGAUCUUUAGCAGCUGAUGAUAAAAUGAUUGCUAAGGAAGGUGUUGACAGUUUGAAUUUUAGCGAAUUGCAGCAAGCGUGUCGGGCACGAGGUAUGAGAGCAUAUGGUGUAUCUGAAGAGAGGUUGAGAAAAGAAUUGAGGAAUUGGCUUGAUUUGUCAUUAAAUGAGAAAGUACCACCAUCCUUACUGCUACUAUCAAGAGCUCUAAUGGUACCAGAACAUGUGCCCACAACAUACAAACUCAAGGCCACCAUAUCAGCAUUACCUGAACAAGUAGUCACACAAACUAAAGCUGCUAUAAGUGAAAAGGAAGGAAAAGUUGACUUCAAGGCUAAAGCGGAAGCAAUUAAAUUGGAAGAAGAGAAGAUUAAAGAAGAAAUGAAAGAGACACAAGAGGCAGAGCGAGAAAAACAGUUGCUUGAAGCAAAGAAGAGAGAGAAAGAAGAGCUCAAGGACAAGGCCAUUAUUAUUGAUGCGGAGAAUACACCAGUGAUGGUAGAUCCUGCUCCAGUUAUUGCAGUGGAUGCUCCCAAACCAAAAUCUGAUGAAGGUUUGUCUGGCAAAGACAUGGAAGUAAUUGAGGAUGCUUUAGAGAAAUUAGCUGAACAAAAGAAGUCUCUGCUACUUGAAAAGGAAAGUAUUCAGGAGUUGAAGUCUGAGCUCCUUGACUACAGUGAGGACGUAAAGGAAAUGCAUGAAAUUGUCAAGACUCAACAGGCGGAUAUAAAGCUAACUAAAGGAGCUAGAAGAUUGUAUCGUGCUUUGAACAACAUGAUAAGCAAGUUAGAUUCAGCGCUAGAAGAGCUCGAAAAUAAAGAGAAAGAGCUAAUAACUACUUUGGAGCAAACUAAAUCCGAGCCGCAGAAGGCUAAGGAUCAUUUGAUCCAGAUUGAUGAACUCAUGCAUUCCAUUAAAAGUCUCCAGAAUGUUCCCAACGAGGCGAAGUUAAAGUUGAUACAGGAUGUUCUUGGUAGACUGGAUGAUGACUUUGACGGACAGUUGAAAAUCGAUGAUGUUUUGAAGAUGUUAGAGAUUGUAGGACACGAAAAUGUGAAUCUGUCAGAAAAACAGAUCAAUGAACUUAUUGAGUUGCUUGACAAAGAGGAGAUACUCGAGGUGGAGAGCAAGAUACAAAAGGCAUUAGACAAAGCGGCCACAGCAGCGAAAGAACAUGACAAGUCCAAUGAAUCUGAGGGCAAGAGUUUAUUUGACAUAAUCCGUGAAGCACAGAAGCGACGAGAAAUGAAAAAGGCGGUAGAGAAGUUCGGAGAGCAGAGGACGAUGCCGAAGAGCGAAAAAAUCGUCACGAAAUCGGAGGAAAGCAGUAAACGACCAGAGAGCCAUUGA
Molecule: messenger RNA, 2289 nt
Organism: Parnassius mnemosyne (clouded apollo)
Lineage: Eukaryota; Metazoa; Arthropoda; Insecta; Lepidoptera; Papilionidae
Source: the annotation of a GenBank genome assembly